This is a messenger RNA of Erigeron canadensis, 3886 nucleotides long. RefSeq names its product phytochrome B-like. NCBI's taxonomy places the organism in Eukaryota, Viridiplantae, Streptophyta, Magnoliopsida, Asterales, Asteraceae. Gene Ontology annotation, cellular component: nucleus. Gene Ontology annotation, molecular function: photoreceptor activity; phosphorelay sensor kinase activity; protein homodimerization activity. The record is from RefSeq and is a predicted model, not a curated record. The coding region runs from base 122 to 3547 and encodes 1141 amino acids. Gene Ontology annotation, biological process: red, far-red light phototransduction; protein-tetrapyrrole linkage; regulation of DNA-templated transcription. The transcript is spliced from 4 exons.
UAUCAACCCACCUUGAAAGCAAACCACUUGUGGUUAACAAUCAAUAAAUCAAUCAUCAUCUCCUUUUUCAUAUCAACUGAAAAAGUUUGAAUCUUUUUUAUUAUCAAUUCAAGAAAGAAAGAUGGCGUCAGGAAGCAGAACAAGCUCUAGGGCGUGGGUCCAUCCCCAAGAAAACCCACAACAGCAACCUUCGACAAGUGCUGCUGCUGCCGCUGCCGGUAAUAAGGUUGAUUCGAUGAGUAAAGCCAUCGCGCAAUAUGCCCUUGAUGCUAAAUUACAUGCUGUUUAUGAACAAUCUGGUGGAUCUGGUAAGUCUUUUCACUACUCCGAAUCCCUGAAAACUUCAAAUAAUAAUAAUAGUAAAAAUAAUCAUGAUGAUUCUUCUGUUGCCGAACAACAAAUGACUGCUUAUCUAUCCAAGAUUCAGAGAGGUGGCCAUAUCCAGCCUUUUGGCUGUAUGAUUGCUAUUGACAAUUCCACCUUUAAAGUUAUUGCCUAUAGUGAAAAUGCCAGGGAAAGAUUAGGUUUAGCUCCCCAGUCUGUUCCUAGCCUUGAAAAACCCGAAAUCCUGACUAUUGGGACUGAUGUCAAGACUCUUUUUACCCCUUCUAGUGCCGUUUUGCUUGAUAGGGCCUUUCGCGCUCGCGAAAUUACUCUCUUGAACCCUGUUUGGGUUCAUUCCAAGAACUCUGGUAAACCCUUUUAUGCCAUUUUGCAUAGGAUUGAUGUGGGUAUAGUUAUCGAUCUGGAACCUGCUAGAACCGAGGACCCUGCUUUGUCCAUUGCUGGGGCUGUUCAGUCUCAGAAACUUGCGGUUCGGGCUAUCUCAAAUUUACAAGCUUUGCCUGGUGGUGAUAUCAAGCUUUUGUGUGAUACUGUUGUGCAAAAUGUGAGGGAGCUUACGGGGUAUGAUAGGGUGAUGGUAUAUAAGUUUCACGAAGACGAACAUGGUGAAGUUGUGGCUGAAAGCAAAAGGGCUGAUUUGGAUCCUUAUAUCGGGUUACAUUACCCUGCAACUGAUAUUCCACAGGCUUCAAGAUUCCUGUUUAGGCAGAAUCGUGUUAGGAUGAUUGUCGAUUGUUAUGCUACCUCCGUCCGUGUUAUCCAAGAUGAUGCAUUGAUGCAGCCUUUGUGUUUGGUGGGUUCUACCCUUCGAGCCCCUCAUGGUUGUCAUUCUCAGUACAUGGCUAACAUGGGCUCAAUAGCAUCCUUAGCCAUGGCUGUUAUCAUAAAUGGAAAUGAGGAUGGUCCUGGAGGAAGAGGUACAAUGGGGUUAUGGGGGUUAGUGGUUUGUCAUCAUACGUCUGCUCGGUGCAUCCCCUUUCCUCUACGUUAUGCUUGUGAAUUCUUAAUGCAAGCGUUCGGACUCCAACUAAACUUAGAGCUACAGUUGGCUUCACAAAUGUCGGAAAAACGUAUUCUAAGGACACAGACUUUGUUAUGUGAUAUGAUCCUUCGAGAUUCACCUACAGGUAUUGUGACUCAAAGUCCUAGCAUCAUGGAUCUCGUGAAAUGUGAUGGGGCAGCACUUUACUACCAAGGAAAGUACUAUCCGCUAGGCAUCACGCCUACUGAAUCACAAAUUAAAGAUAUUGUUGAGUGGUUAUUAGCCUGUCAUACAGAUUCAACUGGUUUAAGCACCGAUAGUUUAGCUGAUGCAGGCUACCCUGGUGCAGCUUCACUUGGUGAUGCGGUUUGUGGGAUGGCUGUUGCGUAUAUUACUACUAAAGAUUUCUUGUUUUGGUUUCGAUCCCACACUGCAAAAGAGAUUAAAUGGGGCGGAGCUAAGCAUCAUCCAGAAGAUAAAGACGAUGGGCAGAGAAUGCAUCCACGUUCUUCGUUCAAUGCGUUUUUAGAAGUUGUAAAAAGCAGAAGUUCACCGUGGGAAAAUGCAGAAAUGGACGCAAUUCAUUCUUUACAGCUUAUUCUAAGAGAUUCCUUUAAAGAUGCCGAUGAAAGCAAUUCAAAAGCUGUUAUUAAGGUUCAAAUUGAAGAAAUGGGGUUGCAAGGGAUGGAUGAACUCAGCUCGGUUGCAAAAGAGAUGGUUAGAUUAAUUGAGACUGCAACCGCCCCUAUAUUUGCUGUAGAUGCCGAGGGUCGAAUAAAUGGGUGGAAUGCAAAGAUUGCAGAAUUAACGGGUCUAUCGGUUACUGAAGCCAUGGGGAUGUCCCUGGUUCAAGAUCUCAUCUAUGAGGAAUCAAAAGAAACUGUUGUCAAGCUUCUUCGUCAUGCUUUGCUUGGUGAAGAAGAUAAGAAUGUGGAGAUCAAACUAAGAACAUUCAAUUUGUCACCAGAAGACGAUGCAAUUUUUGUGGUGGUUAAUGCUUGUUCUAGCAAAGAUUAUAUGGAUAAUAUUGUUGGAGUAUGUUUUGUUGGUCAAGAUGUUACAAAGCAGAAAGUCGCAAUGGACAAAUUUGUUCAAAUACAAGGUGAUUACAAGGCCAUUAUUCAUAGUCCAAACGCUUUAAUUCCACCUAUUUUUGCCUCGGAUGAGAACACAUGUUGCUCCGAGUGGAACACUGCCAUGGAGAAACUGACGGGGUGGGAUCGUGAAGACGUAAUCGGGAAAAUGUUGCUUGGGGAGAUUUUUGGAAGUUGUUGCCGUUUGAAGGGUCCCGAUUCUUUGACAAAAUUAAUGAUCAUUUUGCACAACGCAAUUGGAGGGCUGGAUGCCGAUAAGCAUCCCUUUUCGUUCUUUGAUAAACAUGGCAAAUAUGUGCAAGCUUUAUUGACGGCAAAUAAAAGGGUUAAUUUGGCUGGUGAGGUUAUGGGAGCAUUUUGUUUCUUGCAGAUUGCAAGCCCGGAAUUGCAGCAAGCUCUGAAAGUACAACGUCAACAGGAAUAUAAAUGUUUUGAGAGGAUGAAAGAGUUGGCGUACAUAUGCCAUGAGAUCAAGAAUCCGCUAAGUGGCAUUCGGUUUGCUAAUUCUCUUUUGGAAGCAACGGAUCUAACUGAAGAUCAGAAGCAGUUGCUGGAAACAAGCGCCGCCUGUGAGAAACAGAUGUUAAAAAUAAUAAAAGAUGUUGAUAUGGAGAACAUUCAAGAGGGUCACUUGGAACUCGAAAAACAUGACUUUCUACUUGGGAAUGUCAUCGAUGCUGUGGUUAGCCAGGUGAUGUUAAUUCUGAGGGAACGAGGCGUACAACUGAUCCGGGAUAUUCCUGAGGAAGUCAAAACUUUGGCUGUCUAUGGCGAUCAAACUAGAGUUCAACAAGUUUUGACCAAUUUCUUGAUGAACAUGGUUCGCCAUUCACCCUCACCUAAUGGUUGGGUAGAAAUUCAAGUUCGACCUACUUUGAAUCAGAUUUUUGAUGGAAAGACUAAUGUGCAUACCGAGUUUAGGAUGGUGUGCCCAGGUAAUGGUCUUCCACCCGAGCUAGUUCAAGACAUGUUCCAUAGCAGUCAAUGGAGCACCGAUGAAGGUUUGGGACUAAGCAUGUGUCGGAAAAUACUAAAGCUUAUGAAUGGGGACGUCCAAUAUAUCAGAGAAUCUGAACGUUGCUUCUUCCAUAUUGUGCUUGAACUACCUCUUCCUAACAGAACAUAAACCUAUGACAGCCGACUCUCCGAUCCUUGACCCAAUAUCCGCGAAAACUCGUUCAUGUACGAAUAAAGGAUGUUUUUGGGCUUGUUAAGUGUUAUUUAAAUGGAUCAUUAGGUUAGCAUAAGAAGGGUAGUGGCUCAUUGUUGUCUUUACAGAGUACAUGUAAUUGUGGGCAGAUAUGUUUCUGUUGGUUGCAAACUGAUACAAUAUCAACUGCUACCGUGAUGUUCAAAGUUGUUCUUGGGUAGGUCAUAAUCCAUACAUCACUUCUGCAGCUCGGUUCCUGUACAGUGUUUGAUUCCCAUUAUUUUAACCAAGUAUCUGUUGAUUUCUUGUUUUGAA